CCACAUUAAUGGCGACGCACAUGAUAGUGGUUGGAGUCAUUGCGUUAACCGACUGCCGUGCGCCGAAUGUCUGACUGGUUAAUGUCAAAGCCACUAUGUUCAAGAAAAUGGCGAAAUAUUUUGACAUAAGUACUUAGACUACUUUUGAAGGGGCACGCGUCUGAGAUUAAGCAAAAUACAAAUGAUUUGGAGAAAGCGAUGGCAACGACCUUGACUGGACUUCGGCAUCUAGCGCUUCCAAGGCUUCGAAAAAUUGCACCUGCUUUUUGCCUGACUAUUCCCAAGCAGCAGUCACGCUCACGGAGCGACCUCUUUGGAGCGCCGAGACUAGGGCCUCCGGAGGUAUCAAAGAUCCUCCGAUGCAAUGAAACGUCAAGGGAAGUACAAGCGCGGUCUCUGCGGUCCUUCGAUACAAAUCAGCUUGCCUCCAACAGCCCCAUGGAGGAUCGCCUUGUUAUUGCUCGCUGCCUGCUCACUACGGGACAUUUAUUCGGCGUGUUUGAUGGACACGGCGGACCGGGUUUUGCACAACUUGUGAGCCAACGCCUGUUUGACUACAUAGCACUGUCUAUUCUUCCCCACUCUCUACUUAAGGAAUAUAUAGAACAAAAUAACAGGACACAUCUUGUUCAAGUUAUGCACUGUAUAGACUCUCUAACAGAUGAGCAAAAUCAAGCGCACUUUGACAGCCUACAUGCCUUUGCACAUAAACUGCUUUCAAGUGUGGGAAGGCCAUUUUCAAUGCAAGAUGCCCUGCAUCAAGCUUUCUUGCAACUGGAUGCUGACAUUUCACGUGAAGUAACUGAGAAAAAGUGGCAAGACUCUUUGCGGUAUGCUCUAAUGGGAGCCUGCGCCUGUGUUGUGCAUGUAGAUGGACUGCAUUUGCAUGUGGCCUCAGCAGGUGACUGCAGGGCAGUACUGGGAAGCCUCACUGAAGACUCCAGCUGGCGUGCCAAGCCCCUCAGUAUGGAGCAUAACGCGGACAACAUAGCAGAGCUUCGUCGUGUGCUGAGUGAGCAUCCAGAUCAAGAACGCAACACAGUGGUGCGGCAGGACCGCUUGCUGGGCCAGCUGGCACCGUUAAGGGCUCUGGGAGACUACAACUACAAGUGGCCCGUCAGCAAGGUGACCGAGCUUCUGGUGCCACUGGCUGGACCGCAUGCCCUGCCACCGCACUACUAUACACCUCCUUACCUAAGUGGUGCACCUGAAGUGACCCACCACCAUCUGGGCCCCCAUGACAAAUUCUUGGUGCUGGCCUCUGAUGGCCUUUGGGAGCAGCUGCAGCCACACCGUGUGGUAAAGCUUGUCGGCCAGCACAUGAGUGGUCGGCAAACAUUGGACCGACUACGCUUGCCCCAGCCCAACAUGCGCCUCAUACAGGUGGCGCGCAUUCUUGCUGCCCGCCAGAAAGGCCUGGCUCAGAAGCCUACAGAUGCUAAUGCAGCAACUCACCUCAUCCGCAAUGCACUUGGACGCACUGAAUAUGGCAUUGAGCACAGCAAGCUAGCAGCCAUGCUGGCACUGCCACAGGAAGUGGUGCGCAGCUUCCGUGAUGACAUCUCUAUUGUUGUAAUUUACUUUGACUCUGACUUCCUGCGGCUCUCACCCGCCGGCUAGCAACUCUGGACAUCACGUAUUUAUUGUUCUGUCUUCAUCUGCUUCGCCCUCUCAUUGUGAUAUUUUAUCUAAAAGUAUUUAUUGUGCAGAAAAAAAAAGCAAGAAAAACUGCCACUGCCAUGUUGCUGAGGCAUAUAGCAGCUAGGAGGAGGUUUGUCUAGUCUACAGAAUGUUCCACACAGCAAAACAUCAUAAUGUGAGAGUUAUGGCAACUGGAUGCGUAGUUCCAGUUGAGGCAUAGGAACAACUUGAAAAGGGUAAAUAAUAGAUUGGUAUACAAGGACUACUCUGGAUGCCGCUAUAUGUAGUAAAUUACUUUAGUGUUCUUAAUAAAUUAUGUUGACAGUCC
This is a messenger RNA of Rhipicephalus sanguineus (brown dog tick), 1969 nucleotides long. It is a transcript of the gene Pdp, whose product is annotated as pyruvate dehydrogenase [acetyl-transferring]-phosphatase 2, mitochondrial. The transcript is spliced from 2 exons. The coding region runs from base 199 to 1620 and encodes 473 amino acids. NCBI's taxonomy places the organism in Eukaryota, Metazoa, Arthropoda, Arachnida, Ixodida, Ixodidae. Gene Ontology annotation, molecular function: protein serine/threonine phosphatase activity; cation binding. The record is from RefSeq and is a predicted model, not a curated record. Gene Ontology annotation, biological process: protein dephosphorylation.